Messenger RNA from Entamoeba invadens IP1, 621 nucleotides. RefSeq lists its product as hypothetical. Lineage: Eukaryota; Evosea; Mastigamoebida; Endamoebidae. The record is from RefSeq and is a predicted model, not a curated record. Bases 1 to 621 code for a protein of 206 amino acids. The transcript has a single exon.
AUGGCAGACAUGUCGGACUUUUUCGAUAAGCCACACUCUGAGACCAACGACCAACCGAUUAAAUACAAAGACAAACAACAAAUGAUGAUGACUCUUCAAUCCAAAAUGCAAUCAGUUUUGAUCAUGUUUCUUCUUAAAUACUGUGAUAUGACUGUUGGGCGUCCACACAGAAAAUGCUUUAAAACGGUCCAAUUUCUUAAAAUAAAACAACUCAGGUUCGGUAAUGACAUUCUUGACAUUCAGAAGUUUGUUCGUGUAAGAUGUCAAGAAAUGACCGUCCAAGAAAACUCACGAGGGAUUUCGCAGAAAACAGCUUUAAGACGGACCCAACUGUUGAAACGGCAAGAAGUCAUCCAUCUAAUGUCUGACUUACUUCUAAGCUUUAAUGUGUUUGUAGAAAUUGAGAAAGAAGAGGGAGAAGGGAUUGAUGGUAGACUCAAUGUUUUCAAAAAUGGCAUUUUACUAAUAACUCGCAGUAAAGUAGAGUACAUAGGAGCAGUCAUUAACCAGUACAUCUGCUCACUUUUAGAAAAUGGCAUCGCACAAGUCGAUAUAACGUUUAGUCAAUUAUUUAAUUAUUUAAAAGACAAGAUAGGGAAGGAUGUUGAUAUCUUUUUGUAA